GGAGAGUGGCGAAGACGGUCCAAACGAAGUUCGACGCGUCGACGCUGCACGACACGCCGAAGCUGGCGGCGGAGACGCAGAUGGUGGACGACGGGAGCGGGCAGAAGGAGGUUUGGAGGGUGGAGAACUUUAACCUGGCGCCGGUGGAGCCGCAGAUGCACGGCAGGUUCUACGGGGGGGAUUGCUACGUGGUGCUCUAUGCGUACACGACGGGGGCUGCAGAUCACUUCAUCGUCUACUAUUGGAUCGGAGCGAAGUCGAGCCAGGACGAGCAGGGGACGGCGGCGUUGAAGGCGGUGGAGGUGGACGACAAGUUGGGGGGGAAGGCGGUUCAGGUGAGGGUGGUUCAGGGGAAGGAGCCACCGCAUUUCAUGGCCAUCUUCGGGGGGAAGAUGAUCGUUUAUGCCGGGGGGAAGGCGAGCGCCUUCGACGGACCGGACGCCGUGGAUCGGGAGGUCUCGGAGAAGUACCUGCUGCAGGUCAGGGGGACCUCGCAGUACAGCACCAAAGCCGUGGAGGUGGAUUGCAGAGGGGCGUCGCUCAACUCCAACGACGUGUUUCUCUUGAAGACGCCGCAUUCGCUUUUCAUCUGGGCGGGGAAGGGGUCGACGGGGGACGAGAGGGAGAUGGCCAAGAAGAUCGCCGCGACCACGAUCCCCCUGGAGCCGACGCUCGUCUACGAGGGGCAAGAGAAGGCUGAUUUCUGGAAUGCGAUCGGCGGCAAGGAGGAGUAUGCGAGCGAGAAACGCCUCUCCGAUAGGGACGACCCUCACCCGGCCCGACUCUUCCAGUGCUCAAAUGCUACCGGCUCGUUCAAAGGUCCAGACUCCGUCAUUCGCGACGUCGUCGAGACUCUACGGAACGAUGACCUCGAACUUUCUCUCGAGAUAGUGGACUUCGACCAGAGCGACCUGAUACCAGACGACGUGAUGCUCCUGGACGCCUGGGACACCGUCUUCCUCUGGAUCGGGACGGAUUCCAACCGGAUCGAGAGGAGCCUGGCGGAGAGAGCGGCGCAGGAGUACCUGGCCGCCGAUCCGGCCCAGCGGGACCAGGACACACCCGUCGUACGGGUGAAGCAGGGCUUCGAACCACCCAACUUCACCGGGUUCUUUGGCAUCUGGGACCGAUCGCUCUGGAGCGUGAGUUUCCCCGACUCGUGGUACGGGGCAAAAUUUAACUCCAAGACGUACGAGCAGCUGAAGAAGGAGCUGCAGGAGGAGAACCCGGGCUUGGAGAUCAUCACCAAGGAGAACGGGUUGUCCGAAGAGACGACCAAAUAUUCCCUCGACGUCCUAUUGGAGAAAGAUCCCGACAAGCUCCCUCUGGGCAUCGACCCCACCAAGAAAGAAGAUUAUUUGAGGGAGGAGGACUUCAAGAGAGCAUUCGGAAUGGGGAUGGAAGACUUCGAAACCCUACCAAAUUGGAAGCGACAGCAGCUCAAGAAGAGUGCAGGACUGUUCUAAACGUUCAGCAUCUCCCAUAAACUGUUGUGAUGAGGCUAUCAUUCUUCAUCAUCUAUUCCAGAGUCAUAUAUUUCCUGAGUACUGUUGUGGAAUGAUUAUGAUAUAGAGUUUUGCCCAUUAUCUUUUUCUCCCCCCCCCCCCCCAUCCAAAGUGCGUGUUUCAGCAGAUACUGUUGGAUUCAUUGCAUUGCUCAGCAGGCUGAUUAUUGCCACCAAAUAUGCUUAGCAGGCUGGUAUUUGUCAUGUUUCCCCAAGUAUGUAUUGCAUCUGGUGCAUAGUUACAUGAGACUAGCUUUCAAAAAGGCAUAUAUUCUUUGAUUCAAAUUCUACCCGAUGAAAGAAAAUCUCAUAACAAGAACAAAGUCCCAAGACAGUGCCAUAAUGAAUUUAUUUUUCUCAGUUCUGGACUAUUGGUACCAGUCUCCAGAUUAAAAAACCAUUUUGACAUCCCUGCACAAGUUUCUCUCUCAUUCCAGUCAUACAGAAUUAGAAUACUAUCACAAGUCUCAUUCACUCCUAGGCACACAAUAGAAGCAAAAAGGCAC
Molecule: messenger RNA, 2010 nt
Organism: Darwinula stevensoni
Lineage: Eukaryota; Metazoa; Arthropoda; Ostracoda; Podocopida; Darwinulidae
Source: the annotation of a GenBank genome assembly